This is a messenger RNA of Lodderomyces orthopsilosis Co 90-125, 2004 nucleotides long. Its product is annotated as diacylglycerol O-acyltransferase. Gene Ontology annotation, molecular function: diacylglycerol O-acyltransferase activity. The record is from RefSeq and is a predicted model, not a curated record. The transcript has a single exon. The coding region runs from base 1 to 2004 and encodes 667 amino acids. Gene Ontology annotation, cellular component: endoplasmic reticulum membrane. Gene Ontology annotation, biological process: triglyceride biosynthetic process. Lineage: Eukaryota; Fungi; Ascomycota; Pichiomycetes; Serinales; Debaryomycetaceae.
AUGUCAACAGCAAUUGACAAUAAUAAUACAUCAUCACUCAACAAGGAGGUGCAGGAUGAUGCAAGACCAGAAUCAAAAGACACUACUACCAGCACAGGAUCAUCUGUAUUUGAUAGUACUACUGACGACAUCAAAUUACGUCAAAAGAAGAAGAGAUCUGCUACACAAGAUUCAACAUCUUCAGUUACUUCACAAAUGAGUACCACUUCAUCAACCACAUCCACUGGAUCGAUCCUGUCUACAGAAUCAACAACACUGUCAUCCACUAGAAGAAGGUCUGGAAGGGGUGGUGGUCGCAAACACAAGCACAAAAAAGGGCCAUACUUAAAUGUUGCACCAUUAAACACUCCAUUAAAACAUCGACUUGAAACACUUGCAGUUGUUUGGCUUUGUAUUAGUAUUCCUGCUUUCAUAACUAUAUUCUUCAUUUGUAUUUCAUUAGGUUGGGUUGUUUGGCUCACUGUUAUCUUACCUUAUUUCAUUUGGUGGUAUGGAUUUGAUUUACAUACUCCAACAAAUGGUAAAGCUGCUUAUCGUGUUCGAAAUUCCAUGAAAAAUUUCAUAAAUUGGGAAUGGUUUGUUAAUUACUUCCCUAUUAGAGCUCACAAAACAGUUGAAUUGGAACCAACUUUUACCAAAGUUCUUGUUGAACAAAAUGGGACCAGUUCGGAUAAUGAUGAUGAAUUGGAUUUGGUUUCAGAGGAUUCAACUACUGUAUUAGAUAAUAUUUUCAAAUUCAUUGGAUUGAAAAAGAGAUUGAAUCGAAGCGAUGAUAACGUUCUGGUUAAAUCAAAUGGCAGUGGCAGCAGCGGCUCUCGCAGAUCAUCAUCACCGCCAACAGCUAUAUACAAACGAGUUCUGACCGGGCCCAGGUACAUCUUUGGCUACCACCCCCAUGGAGUUAUAUCCAUGGGAGCGGUUGGGCUUUUUGGAACAAAUGCAUUACGAAAUGAACCCUAUGAACCAGUUCACAAAUGGUUAAAGCCUUUCUUCCAUGAUCCAUCAAAAUUCCAACCAUUGUUUCCAGGAAUUGGGCAAAUUUUUGCCCUUACUUUAACUACUCAAUUCACAGUUCCGUUUUAUCGUGAUUAUUUAAUGAGUUUGGGAUUAUCUAGUGCUUCAGCAAAGAAUAUCAAAAGUUUAAUUAAUAAUGGAGAUAAUUCUGUUUGUCUAGUUAUCGGAGGCGCAAAGGAAUCGUUAUUGAAUACAACUGUAGCAAAGAAUGCAAGAGUUGGAUAUGGAUAUAAAGGUAGCGAACAAGAAGAGCAUGAGGAGGAUAGUGAAGAUGUGCAAGAGGAAUCGAAAGAAAAGAGUCAUGAAAAUGAAGAAGGCGCAGAAGAAACGGGUGAUUCCCAGGAACCCACAACGGAACAGAAUACUGGACAAUCUCCAGAUACAUCCCCUAAAAAACAAAUCAAAUUAGUUCUCAACAAUCGUAAAGGAUUCGUCAAGUUGGCAAUAGAGUUGGGCAAUAUCAACCUCGUCCCCACAUUUGCCUUUGGUGAAGCUGACGUAUAUGACAUAUCAAUCCCUAAACCAGGUUCAUUGGGCUACAAAUUCCAACAAUGGAUGAAGAGAACAUUUGCAUUUACAAUUCCAUUUUUCAGUGCACGAGGGGUAUUCAUUUAUGAUUUUGGUUUAUUACCUUAUCGGAACCCCAUAGAUAUUGUUCUUGGUCGUCCAAUUCAUGUUCCUGCCGGAGUAUUGCAAGAAUAUCGUGCACAACACCCCGAGGAAUUUGAAGAUGAAGUAAAGGAGAAACAACAGGAAGAAAAAGAAGAAAGAAAGGGUAGUGAGGAAUCAGCAUCAGGUAUGCGGAGAUCAAGUUCUUUUACGGAUUUUUUGAAAUUGUCAACAAAAAAGAGUUCUUCAGUUAAAACGAAAAUUCCUCAGAAAUUGUUGGAUAAGUAUCAUAAAUUGUAUGUUGAUGAAUUGAGACGUGUGUAUGAGGAGAACAAGGACAGGUUUGGAUAUGGAGAUGUCGAAUUAAAUAUAAUUGAUUAG